Messenger RNA from Diatraea saccharalis (sugarcane borer), 2329 nucleotides. The record is from the annotation of a GenBank genome assembly. Lineage: Eukaryota; Metazoa; Arthropoda; Insecta; Lepidoptera; Crambidae.
AGACCUCUCCCGUGUCGCGUGAGGGACGCACGUCCUUACUGCGGUUAACGGAACACCGGCGUAUCCGCGUUCGAAUUUCAAUUUUAUCGUAAGCGGUAUUUUUUUUAAAGUGUUAGUGUUUUGUGGCGGUAAAAAAUAUUGACAUUCAAAUUUGGAAUAACGCUGCGCUGAAAUUUGAUUCCAAUUACGAACCGUUAUCUCAGUUUUCUUAUUUUAAAAUUUAAACUCGGAAACGACGCUGCACUGGCCUUUGCUCACAUACAGCUGCAUUAAGUUUUCUUUUUUAAAAUUGUAACAAAAGCCUAUUUUUUUAUUUAAUAGCUGCGGAUAUUUUUAAGUGCAGCCCGAAAAGGCUUUCGUUUUUUCUUUAAUUCCAGCACUGAACUUUAGCCUUUGAUAAUUUUGCACUUAAUAAAUUAGAAAUUGAAAAAUGCUUCGUUACUGGUUGUGUUUCGCGAGUGCAGUUUGUUUGGCGGGACAUUGUGGCGCGAAUUAUUGUCGGGACUCGAACCUAUGUUGUCCGGGACGUGACAGUUCCUGUGUUGUACAGAAGGCUCAUCAGAAUGCCAUCAUAGAAGACUUGACGGACAAGCCGUGCUACUGCGAUCACGCUUGUUUGAAGCUUGGCGACUGUUGUCCUGACUUCAGAGAGACAUGCGGAGUGAUCGACUGCGUGGUUUCAAGUUGGGGUCCGUGGUCAGAAUGCGACACGAAAUGCGGUUCCGGCAGCAUGAUGAGAAGCAGGAGGAUCUUGCAGUCUCCAGCGCGCGGAGGCAGACACUGCCCGUCGUUAGUGCAGAGACGAGCUUGCCAGGAGCACACUGGCUGCUCAGCAGACAGCAGUGUGCCUUUAAAAGCGGAGACGGCUAUGAUUUUACCCGGUGAGCUGUCAGUGAGUCGACACUCUAACGACACGGUGGACAUACGCAAGAACCUGAGGCUGCGGAACCCUGAUGACCCGGAGUCGAAUUCACAUAGAGAAUACUGCGUCCAAUUUGAAGUAACUAAAGUGUCUAAGGCGUGCCACACGGAUUCCGACUAUAAGUCGUUAAGGGAAGGUCAUACGGUAUGUGUGAUGUGCGAAACUGCAGCUUUGAGACGGGACCUGAACUGGCGUUGCGACGGUCAUGGUGUACCCGGACAGACGACCAGAUUCUUCGCCAUGGUGGCGCCUCUGUGCCACGGCAAGUGGGUGCGCUCCGAGCAGAAUCCUGAUAAACACAACGAUUGUUGCUUGAAACCUAAUUUCAUAUUUAUUUAGAGAGAGUAUUCCAAUUAAAUUUUAUGAAAAAGACUUGCUUACUUAAAUUACUGUAAUAAUUGUCCUUUAAGGAUUGAUAGUACUGAUGUAAGAACUUUAUCACUGUUUAUUAUAGGAUUGACGAUUUGUAGGAUGUGUGCUACGAUAUAUAACCUAUGACAGUGUUGGUGCAAAGCCACAAUUUCGAUAUCGAUAAAAAUUGAUUUUUAAACUAAUAACUCUAAAAUCACAAGUGUAUCUAGCGAUAUCCAUCCAUUUAGUAUCUGGAAUCAAUAAUAAUAUUUGACCUGUGAAGUCCAACUGAUACUUAAGAUCACAAUAUUAUCACUACAUUAUUGAUUGAAAUCGUAACAACACUGCUGUAAGGUUUAUUUUGGUUAGACAUAAUAAUAAAUUAACACUUCUUUUUACUCCUGUAAAAUUUCGAACAAAAUAUUUAAUAACUUUACUAGUAAUCUGUCCACGAUAUUCAUUUGAAUAAUUUGUAUUUUAUUCUACUAAUAAUACAUAGAAAUGUGUAUGUUAUUAAUAUAACGUAUUAAAUAAAAUAUAAUCAGCACCAUCUAUAAAAAUAGCAUGAUAUUACUAGUUAAACUGCUGCCAGCGUAACAAUCUUGUACAGGUAUAUUUUUCAAGCACAUGCUAUUCUUGCGAUUUGACAUUAUUUUCGCAAGCGCUGACUGACUAAAAAGUUUGUGGAGUUUUUUUUUAUUACUAAUAAUAAAUCUAUCCUAAUAAUAAGCAGGUAUAGUUUAUUGAAACUAUCUUUUUACUCUUAGACUCUGGAUGUAGCACAAAAUAACUAUUUUCUUAAAAUAAAAUAGAAGAAAUGCAAUUAAAGGAAUUUUGUAAAUAGUUGCUAAUUAUAGCGUGAAAGAAGAAAAAAAUUACGGAAACGCAAUUCAAUCUUAAUACCGAAUAAAUUUUCAUUAUAAUACAUUAAGUUUUUAAUUUUUAAGAUUAGUUUUGAUAAUAAUAGGACAAUAUCAUUAUUAGAAUAGGUACUUUCUAUGUGAAUACAUAUCCAUGUGACUUUAUGUAAAUAAUUAUGUUGAAUAAAGCAAUGAU